CUGCUCUCUUAAAUGAGGCACCGAGACGGGAGCCAGAGGCGUUCGCAGUCGCGGCAGAUUGAACCACGACGGACGGUGGGAGCCGCGCACGGCGACUCGCGCUCAGGGGACCCGUACACUGCAGGACCCCCCCGGGAACCAACGCUCCGGGACUCGUACACUGCAGGACCCCCCCCCCCCCGCUCCCGGGAACCAACGCUCCGGUUUACCGGGACUCGCUCGUUGCCUCGGCCCCGUAUCGGGAUUAGAGCGGACGCCGAGAGCAGUGGACUCCGCCAGCCCAUGGGGUUCAUCUGCCCGGGUCGCCGCGAGUUGGACGCAGCGUCCGCGAUGGGAGUGCGCGUGGCCGCCGCGGGGAGCGCCGCCGCUCCCAUCGGGGGUCACUCCUUCGCCAGCGAGCCCGGCACCGACUCACGAACCCCGCGCCUGUGGAGGGAACCGCGCGCGUGGGCCCCGCACCCGGGCCCCGUGUCCCCUCCGCUGCCUCGACCCCCGCGCUCCUCGUCCUCCGCCCCCUCCUCGUCCUCUUCGUCGUCGGCGGUCGUGGACGCGGCCCCCGUGGCCACGCGGCUGCGCUCGUUCACUUCGGCGCAGGAGCUUCUCGCCGUGCAGCGCACGGUGGCGGCCCUCGCCGAGAGCGGCUUCUACUGGGGCUCCGUGGCCGGGCCCGAGGCUCGCCGUCUGCUCGCCUCGCAGCCCGUGGGCACUUUCCUGGUGCGCGACAGCACCGACCCGCGCCACCUCUUCAGCCUCACGCUGCGCACGCGGCUCGGCGCCACGAGCGUGCGGGUGCAGCUCCACGCGGGGCGAUUCCGCCUCGAGUGCAGCCAGCGCCGAGACGCGCUGCCCGGCUUCGACUGCGUGCUCAAGCUCCUGGAGCACUACGUGCGCCCCGCGGGACCCCUCGGUGCCGACCCCAACAACGGCGGCGGCGGCGGCGACGACAACAACAACGACAACGACAGCGCCAACAACGCCGCGCAGAGAGGGGGUGGUGGCCGUGGCGGGGGUGCACUCCACCGGCACGCGCAGAGGGGGCCCCCCGCGGUCACGGAGAGGGGGUCCUUAGCAGAGAAGCGGCGAGCGCAGCAGCAGCAGCGGGAGCAGCAGCAGCAGCGGCGGCGGCAGGAGGAGGAGGAGGAGGCGGCGGCGAGAGCGGCGGCCGGGGUGGCGGGCAAGGGACGAACGCCGCUGCUCCUCACGCGGCCGCUGCGCCACACGCGCGUGCCGCAGCUGCAGCACCUCGCCCGCAAGGCCGUGCACCGCGCGCUCGGGGGCCGCAAGCCCGAGCAGCUACAGCUGCCCUCCCUGCUGCAGGGCUACCUCGAGACGUACCCCUACCAGCUGUGACAGCGAGAGGGCGUGGGGGGGGGGGUUGAUGACCGCCUGCAAACGAUUUGGGAGG
This is a messenger RNA of Petromyzon marinus (sea lamprey), 1405 nucleotides long. RefSeq lists its product as uncharacterized. Gene Ontology annotation, molecular function: 1-phosphatidylinositol-3-kinase regulator activity. Gene Ontology annotation, biological process: intracellular signal transduction; phosphatidylinositol phosphate biosynthetic process. Lineage: Eukaryota; Metazoa; Chordata; Hyperoartia; Petromyzontiformes; Petromyzontidae. The record is from RefSeq and is a predicted model, not a curated record. Gene Ontology annotation, cellular component: phosphatidylinositol 3-kinase complex.